This is a messenger RNA of Oryza sativa Japonica Group (Japanese rice), 2114 nucleotides long. Its product is annotated as protein NRT1/ PTR FAMILY 8.3. Gene Ontology annotation, molecular function: transmembrane transporter activity. The record is from RefSeq and is a predicted model, not a curated record. Gene Ontology annotation, biological process: transmembrane transport. Gene Ontology annotation, cellular component: membrane. Lineage: Eukaryota; Viridiplantae; Streptophyta; Magnoliopsida; Poales; Poaceae.
UCUAGUUAUCAGCAUUCGAAGGACAAUUUGUGUGGUACAAAAGUUUGAAGAAAAGGACAUAUAGCUUCAAUGGAUUCUUUAUGUCCCCAAAGUCUCAAAUGUGUCACUAGGAAGAGUGAGCGAUUUGUGUAGGGACGCUUGACAACAAACUGGUUGUCUUUAAGUUGAGUGCCCAUUCCCGUUGCUUAAACCUCCUCUCGUUCUCACCUUUUUGUGCUCCAUCUCUUAGCCUGCAGCCAUGGCCGCCAUAGAAGAGGAGAGGCCUCUGCUUCCUCUCCAAUCUCAGGAUGUAGGUUCAGAAUACACAAGGGAUGGUUCAGUUGACAUCAACAAGGAGCCAGCCCUGAAGCACAGCACAGGGAACUGGAGGGCGUGCUUCUUGAUUUUAGGUGUUGAAUUUUGUGAAAACAUGACCUACUUUGUAAUCUCGAGGAAUCUAGUCACAUUCCUCACCACUGUGCUCCACGAAAGCAAGGUCGAUGCUGCCAGAAAUGUCUCUGCCUGGGUUGGAGCUUGCUUCCUCACACCGGUUGUUGGUGCCUUUCUGGCAGACACUUAUUGGGGCAGAUACUGGACAAUUGUUGUUUUCCUCCCGGUGUACAUCACUGGAAUGCUCAUCGUGACAGUUUCAGCAUCACUUCCAAUGUUCUUGACAUCUUCUGAACAUGGCAAUGUUCAUCGUUCCGUAGUGUAUCUAGGGCUCUAUCUUGCUGCCCUUGGGAGUGGUGCAAUGAAACCAUGCACUUCAUCCUUUGGGGCCGACCAGUUUGAUAGCACUGAUCUGGAGGAGUUACCGAAGAAGGCCUCCUUCUUCAGUUGGUCCUUCUACAUGACUACUGUCAGCACCUUGCUGUCAAGCACAGUGCUUGUUUGGUUGCAAGACAAUGUUGGAUGGGGGGUGGGUUGCGCAAUCCCGACUGUGUUCAUGAUCAUCAGUUUCCCUGUAUUCAUUGCCGGCUCAAGAGUUUACAGGUUUAGGAACCUGGGAUUUAGCCCCCUCAAGAGCCUCUGUCAGGUGAUUGUUGCAGCUGUUAGGAAGUGCCAUCUGCAAUUGCCAGAAAAUAAGUCACUUUUAUAUGAGCCAUCCAAUUCAUCUUCAACAACUGAAGCAAGUCAUAAAAUUCAGCCCACCAAUCAAUUCAGGUUCCUUGACAAGGCAGCCAUUGUACUGCCCCCAUCAGACGAAACGUGCAUCAAGCCCAUGAGCUCAUGGUCGCUCUGCACAGUGACACAAGUUGAGGAGCUGAAGAUGCUGCUGCGGAUGUUCCCCACCUGGGCAUCUUUCGUGAUCUUUUUCGCGGUCAAUGGGCAGAUGUCCUCAACGUUCAUUGAGCAGGGAAUGGCCAUGGACAACCAUGUUGGUUCAUUUGCAAUCCCACCUGCAUCCCUCACCAUCAUCGCCGUGCUCAGCGUCCUUGUCUUGGUUCCUGUGUAUGAGAUCAUAUCAGUGCCACUGGUGAAGCAUUUCACCGGACAGGACAAAGGCUUCUCACAUGCGCAGCGCAUCGGAAUCGGCCUUUCACUGUCCAUGAUCAUGAUGGUGUACGCAGCAUUGCUCGAGAUGAAGCGGCUGGCAAUCGUGCAAUCAAGUGGCUUAGCAGACCACAAUGUAGCUGCUCCAAUGAGUAUCCUGUGGCAGACACCAGCAUACUUUCUGCAAGGGGUUUCAGAGAUUUUCAGCUGCAUCGGUAUGUCACAGUUCUUCUAUGACCAGGCGCCAGACAGCAUGAAGAGCGUUUGCGCAGCGCUUGGGCAGCUCGCAAUCGCUUCAGGAGCUUACUUCAACACGUUCGUGCUUGGCGCUGUCGCAGUGAUCACGACGAGCAGUGGAGCACCUGGGUGGAUUCCGGAUAAUCUGAAUGAGGGCCAUCUGGACUAUUUCUUCUGGAUGAUGGCCACCCUUAGCUUACUUAAUCUUGCCAUGUUUGUGUAUUCUUCCACGAGGCACAGAGAGAACACAGCUUCAUGACCAGAUUUAUACAUAAGACAUGAAGCACCAACGAAAUCUAGAGGGUUAUCAUAACAUCAACGAGUUAUACAAGAGAGAUACAAUUAUCAUUUUAAUGAAUUGGCCUAUAAAAUCUAGAGGGAAUCUCAUCAGUGUUGAAGAAACA